Molecule: messenger RNA, 603 nt
Organism: Heterobilharzia americana
Lineage: Eukaryota; Metazoa; Platyhelminthes; Trematoda; Strigeidida; Schistosomatidae
Source: the annotation of a GenBank genome assembly
AUGGAAAAUAUUCCUCCCACCUUGAAUAUAAACCAUACUUCUUCAAGCUCUAUCCAACUAGUGAAUGGAAUUGCAUUGAAUUCUUAUCCAAUACUUGACUAUACAAUUACUUCUACAGUUUCAUCAUCUGUCCCAGUAUAUCCAUCUUCGCUAUUUGUUUAUUUCACUCCAUUACAUCUAGAUAUAUUCACUUUGACAACGAUGCCAAUGUACACAAUUUUUUUAAAUCAGAUUGUGAACAGUACACCCGGAGUGUUUCAUCAAGUAUUGGAUUUCUCUUCAACAUCAACAGUUUUCAAUUAUUCAUCUAAUUAUCAGCAGUUUUAUAACUGUAAUUAUUCAACAAAUUUUCUUCAAAACCAUCGACAACUAUUACACCAGUAUCAACAACAGAAUUUAAGACAUCGAAACUAUUCAAAGCCGAUAAUGACUUCAUCAGUGAUGAAUAAUACAACAAAUUCAGGUAAACAUAUUGCUAACAAAAGAAAUCUCAAGUAUACAAAUAAUAUUUUAUACAAAACUGAAUUAUGUCUUGAUUUUUCAACUCAUCAAUGUUGUCCACGUGGUGAAUUUGUCAAUUUGCACAUGGUUCAUGGGAGUUAA